UCUCUUUGGACAGUCUACACACAGACAUUUUAGGUUUUAGAGUGAAUGAACCCUGUCAGAUUAAAAACGAAGGAGUCUCCCACAGAGCUGGAGGUUUUGCUGGAUAAAUAUCCUUCCAGCUUGAGGGAGAAACCAAGAAACUUCAAACAGUAAAGUCAACAGCUCUGAAUUCUUUGAACCGGACCACUUUAACUAGACCCACAUGUUGUGAAGUUCACUGAUUUCUGAGCAUUUUAUGAACACUGAUCAGUUGAUGGCAAAAUUCAAAAAGAAGUUUCUUUGGUGCAACCUGCACAUGUGACAACCUCACCAUCUACAUUUUCAGUUUGAGGAGUUAUUCAGCUGAUCUGCUCUUGAGCUCCUGAAAAAUAAAAAGAAUACACGGACCUUUACAAAAAGAGACAACAAUAUUCUGAGCAUCUGUGCUUCACUAGAUUUACUAGAUCAUCUGAGAGAUUUAACUGAAUCAAGAUGCUGCUAGUGAUUGAAGCUCUUCUUCUCAUUUUAGCUGCUCUAGGACAGGAUAACAGAACUGCUGCUACUGAUGAAAGACAAAUAUUUCCACUGGAUAUGGCAGAAAAUUCAGUUGAUGACAAAUUUGAUUGGUGCACGAAGAAAAUGGAACUUCGUGUACAGACAGAAUUUCUGAAGAAGGAAAUGAACUCUAACUCUGUAUUUGCAAAAGUUUGGAAAGAUGCUGAACAGAAUCACAAACCGCCAGGAGAUAAUUUGUCAAAGAAUCAUUCAGUUGCCAUUUAUGCGUACACUAACUCAGCUUUUGAUCUAUAUCAGCUCUUCAAUGAUGCUGUUCGUUCUGGUAAACAAAAAUAUACAGAAGAGAAAUAUGCAUGGUAUUCACUUCACUUUUGGUUAACGGAAGCGAUACAGAUUCUGAAGAAAACACAAACUAAAUGCUAUACUACUUAUCGUGGUACUUGGGUUGAGUUUGAUAAGAAUGUUAAGGGCAAAGAAAUUCGUUUUGGUUCAUUUACGUCUUCCUCUCUUGAUCUUAAAGAGGCAGUACGUUUUGGAACUAAAUCUUGUUUUGAAAUCAGAACUUGUCAAGGUGCCGAUCUGACAAAACAUUCUAGGUUUCCUGGUGAGAAAGAGGUGCUGAUUCCUCCAUACGAGACAUUUAAAGUCACUGAUAUGAAGACAAAAACAGAUCUGAAAGAUCUCUGGUGUGAUACUGUGUUCACUUUGAAAAACUACAAAACAAGAAGUUUCCUGAACUGUGCAGUGGCACAUAACACUGGAAACCAAGUUUUUAUGAAUGUUUUACUAAUUUUAACCUUACUUUGCUAUUUGUUUAACUACUAAUAAGUUAAAUACUGCAUGUUUCCUGAUGUUAUAAACAUUGAAUUGAUUAUCAUAUUUUGUUGAAUCAAAUAUUCAUGUGCUGGUCAGCAAUGGGAAGAGUCAAAGCAGCUACAAUGACACAAAGGCUGAUUUAAUAUAUUAGAAAACUCAGAUUUUAAUCUCUGCUAAAUAUGUAGUUAAUAUGCAUGAUACAGCUUUUAAAAUAAUUUUAAUUAAUUUAUGUUUAUAUUAAGUAAAUACCUAAUUUUUAUAAAGCAAUUGCAAAUAUUUUUUUCUAUAUGUUACUCAAUAGGGCUUUUCACACUUGAACUUGUUAACCCUGGGUCAUCCUAAACCCCGGAUAAGCGGAAUACCGGGUUACCUUAAACGCAUUUUUAGGCGCAACAUGUGAACAGCCUCAUGACGCACAAAGGCGAGAAAACAAAGACAAAAGUACAAAAGAAAGAAAACAAGAAGCAAAGUAUGUGAAUAUUUAUUUGAAUUUCUUUUAAGUGUGGAGAGACUAACGUUAUUGUUUACUUGUACAGUAAGAAUAAUACCGUCUCCUAUUCACUCCAGUUCACAAGCUUUCCGUUCUUUUGAUCUUAUCUUCUCACCGGCUGCAGUUUACAGGACGCGCGUUUCCUGUUACUGACGUGACGUGAGCCUCGCUGCUCGGUUUCUGAUUGGCUGUCUGUCUGCCCCGGAGCAGGUUUCAUAAAAUGCGGUGCUAACACCGCUUUCAAAUGACAGGUGUGAGACGUGUCUUUACCCAGGGUUAAAAGCGGUGUUUAGAACGCCGAUAACCCGGGGUUAAGCGCAGUGUGAAAAGCCCUAGAAUGUGCAGUAAAGGGCUACAGUGAUAACUUGAACACAGUCAGCACAAAACUCAAGAUCAAAGUAUGUUAAGUUCAGUGACUGCUGAUAUGCAGCAUUUAUCUGAUCACACAAUCAUGUUUAAAAGAUGGACAUCAGGUAUAAAUAAGAGCACUUAGAUGUUUAAACAUUCAGAUUCAUAUUCUGUCAACUAAAUAAAUCUCUUUAUUAAUUAGAAA
This is a messenger RNA of Onychostoma macrolepis, 2354 nucleotides long. RefSeq names its product NAD(P)(+)--arginine ADP-ribosyltransferase 1-like. The record is from RefSeq and is a predicted model, not a curated record. Bases 472 to 1320 code for a protein of 282 amino acids. The transcript has 3 exons. Gene Ontology annotation, molecular function: NAD+-protein-arginine ADP-ribosyltransferase activity; NAD+ poly-ADP-ribosyltransferase activity. NCBI's taxonomy places the organism in Eukaryota, Metazoa, Chordata, Actinopteri, Cypriniformes, Cyprinidae.